AUGUCUGUCAGGUUUAAAAUAUCACACGAAGACGACGAGCCUGAAUUUGUGGAAGUCACAGACAAGAGAACCAAGCUAGAGAACACGCAGCAACCAGUGAAGAAGCUGGUCUUCUCCCUCUAUAAGCUCAGAAAGAAGCGACAGCGAACCGAGACUCUUGGGCGGAAGAUCCAAUGGGCAUUGUAUCAAAAAGAUGAUUUCGAUAGCCUGAUCAAGGAUAUGUCUGGACUUGUCGAGAAGCUCCCAGAAACAUUCCCCAUAUUCGUCAAAGUUCUCGAGGGCCCAGAUGAGCUUCUCAAUCGCGGCGUUGUCGAGGAGGUUCGAGUGAAUGGGCACAAGCUGGAGGGCGCAGUCAUUCCGAAGGGGGAAAAUAAGAACUCGGUCGGUGAUGAUCUCGAAAACAAUCCUGACACUUUGGCGGCUGGCCCAUGA
This is a messenger RNA of Glarea lozoyensis ATCC 20868, 432 nucleotides long. RefSeq lists its product as uncharacterized. NCBI's taxonomy places the organism in Eukaryota, Fungi, Ascomycota, Leotiomycetes, Helotiales, Helotiaceae. The transcript has 2 exons. The record is from RefSeq and is a predicted model, not a curated record. Bases 1 to 432 code for a protein of 143 amino acids.